GGGGUACUUUGUACAAAACCACUUGCGCACGCCAGCUGGACAUUUAUGUUUGAAUUGCAGGUUGUCAAUUCUCAGCGACGGCACUUUUGGAAUAUAUCUUUUGAAUUUGCGCUGAGUGCUUCGAGGCAGCAGAAAUCAGUUCUGCUUUCAUCCAACACCCUCCGCAUUCCACUCACAACUACAGCCACUUACACUACACUAUACUCACCAUUGACAGCUGACAAUUGACACCCCGACAAUGACCUCAACCGACUCAGCCGGCGGCUUCAUCUACCCCUCCCUCCCCUCCCCCGCGCCCUCAACAAUAUCAACCUCAACCGCAACGCCCUCCCUCCUCCCACAACAACGCAGGCACCCGCUCAAAGCGGGGUCGAUGAAGGAGACUGCUGUGAUAAACCAUCUGGACAAGAGUAUUCUGGGGAUAAACCGGCGGCAUGCGAAGAAGUUUAGCAGUACUUAUGGGGGCGGGGCGCCGAACGGAGAGGGUGAGGGUAAGGGUGAGGAUGAGGUGGAGAUGGAGGGUCAGGGUGAACGCGGAUACGAGAGUUUCAAAGAAAUGGUCAGGGAUAUCGAGAGCCUAGUCGAUGUCGUCUGGGUUAGCGGCACACCAACCCUCCAAAUCCCAUACAUAAUCUCCCUCGCCGUCCUUGUGAACUCCAGUCUCCCCUCCUACCCCUUUACGCCCCAAUCGACCUUCCGCCUCCUCCGCAAACUAGACUCCGUCUUCGCGUCGCUGUUAACAGGUGAAGACGCGGACUCGGGGACUCCGCUGGCGGGGUUUGAGACGAGGCGGGAUAUCGUCUCGAUGACGGAGAAGGUGCGGAUUAAGAGUAUUGCGGAGGCGUGUCGGAUGGUCGUUAUGGAGGUGAGAGAGCGGAGUGACGAGACAACUGAUGGGGAUGGGGAUGCUACGGGGGAAAGUGAGGUGGAUAGUGAAGAUGAGGAGAUGGAAGAUGUGAUUGGGGAUGCGAAUGCGAAUGCGACGAAUGGGAAUAUCAAUCCGAUUGAUGAGUAUCAUGAGACGCCUGGACGGUGGGAGAUGGAGGCGGCGAGGGUGUAUGAGAGGACGAUUCAGUUGCUGGGGGAUGAGUUGGGGAGGCAGGGGGAGUUCGGGGACGAUAUUGGGCAGCGAGAGAUCACGCCUCCGUGUGCACCCAGUACAGCUCAAUAACAACAAAUAUAUCCAAUAGACCAUAUUAAACUAAAGUGACAGCCCUAACUAAAUUAUAGACCAGAGUACCGGGUCGUCGACUACUGUAAGCUCCUGAAAUGCAAAAAGCGACAUCCGUAACGGCUGAAAUUUUACAGGGCACCAGUGGAUUCAAUCUUUCAAAACGCCACGCGAUGGGCCUCAGAAUUUUAAGCGGAUUGGGAUCGGAAGC
This is a messenger RNA of Aspergillus glaucus CBS 516.65, 1382 nucleotides long. Its product is annotated as general transcription factor IIH subunit TFB6 family. Lineage: Eukaryota; Fungi; Ascomycota; Eurotiomycetes; Eurotiales; Aspergillaceae. Gene Ontology annotation, cellular component: transcription factor TFIIH holo complex. The coding region runs from base 239 to 1171 and encodes 310 amino acids. The transcript is spliced from 2 exons. The record is from RefSeq and is a predicted model, not a curated record.